Fundulus heteroclitus (mummichog) is the source of this 2516-nucleotide messenger RNA. RefSeq lists its product as uncharacterized. NCBI's taxonomy places the organism in Eukaryota, Metazoa, Chordata, Actinopteri, Cyprinodontiformes, Fundulidae. The record is from RefSeq and is a predicted model, not a curated record. Gene Ontology annotation, molecular function: zinc ion binding. The coding region runs from base 1234 to 2067 and encodes 277 amino acids. The transcript is spliced from 6 exons.
AAAAAUAAAUCAAGUAAUCUCAUUAGUAGGUCCAUAUUUACGCCUGUUAGUGAAGAAAAUUCCAAUUUCUUUGUCAUUUCUUUAAAUUUCUGAAUUUUAAAAACUUUUAAAACAACUGUUGGUACUGCAAGACUUAAAAAUAAGGAACAAAAACUGCUUUAUCUACUUAAACAAACACCUGAUAAAGCUUUAUUUCCUGAUAAAACAUGUCUGUUCUCUUAUUGGUCGGUGUUGAUGACGGAGGCACCGCGUCGUGUGCUGGAGCGAUCCAAAGGUCAGCGCCAAGUGUCCCAAUAAACAAACAAGCAGAACAAAUGGUGCUCUGACAAUGUUGGUGAGGGAAAGAUCAGUCGAUACGUUUGCAGUUAAAGAUUUCAAAAAGUCUUGUUGUAAAAAUGAUUUUAACUUAAAUCGAGGAGGAGUUCAAGACUUUUCUGCCUCCUCCUGGGAGAAGCAGGGGGGAAUGAGGUUAAAUGAUGAAGUUCUCAACCAGCAGCACAUUAUGGCCCAAUGUAAAGAAGCCCAAGAGCAGAUAAGGAACAACGUCAUUAACAUCUCCACAGUCAGAACCAUGAUCCACACGUAGAGAACAUGGAGAACCACCAGAAUCCCUCCAGAAGAACCCAGAAGAACCCAGAACAUCAUCUGAAGCUCUGCAGGCCUCACUGCCUCAGCUAAGGUCAGAGGUCAUGAUCCAGAACAUCAGAAGGUUUGUGUCCCACCACAUCUGGACUACAGCUGUCACAGCAUUUCAGAAUCAGAACACGCCUACAGACAAGCAUGGCGGUGGUGGUGUGGUGAUCUGGGCUGCUUCAGAACCUGGACCACUUGCUUUUAACUGAGGGAACCGUGAAUUCUGCUCUACAGCAGAAAAUCCUGAAGGAGAAGGUCCGACCGUUCAGUUCCAGCUCACCAAGGUUCUGCAGCAGAACCUCUGAUAUUCUGAUCUGGUCAGAAAACAGCAAAGUUAAGGUGGUUCUCCUCCCGGGUGGCUCAGGAACCGCAGCGUGUUCCUGUAACGCCUGCUGGUGUUCAGCGUGACGGUCCAGGCCGGACCUAUUUGCAUACCGCACAGUGGCUCAUUUGUUUGCGCCCGCCGUUCACCUGAUUUAUGCGGACCUCUUCAUCAGAGCGGUUCUGGCUGCUGUCGGACCCGGCUGCUCAUGUUUUCCCCUCAGGACUCUGCUUUGGGAUCAACUCCACAGGAUCCAACACCAUGAAGCGUGACCAGGAAUGGUUCCCAGACUCCGGUUCUUCGCUGAGUUCCUCUCCUCUGGUCUGCGUGAAAACAAGAGAACUCUGAACACGGACUUUGAUCCAGAACAUCUUCAAGUUCAGGUUCUGGCUGGGUGGAUCGGCAGGCCGGUGCCGAGCAUGAAGCUGAGCAGAGAUGAGAGCGAGGAACCGGAGCGGGCGGGUCCGAGUGAACCCGAGCAGGACCACACGGAGAACAGCGCAGGUCCAACAAAGAUGGCCUCCAUCGAGUUCCGCAUGCAGCAGCUGCACAACCGGCGGUUCCUGCUGCUGAAGAUGAAGCGCUGCACUAAGAAGGACGAAGACCACGAUGAAGGAAGCUCAGAGGAACCGAUCCCUGAAGAUGAUGACGAGCUGAGGGCCAUUCAGAAAGAGCUGGAGGAGCUGCAGGAGAAGAAGGAGGAGCUGGGGAGAGCAGGAGUGAGCUUCACAGCCAGCCCUAACAGAGUUCACCACGAGCAGCAGCCGUCGUACAAGGAGACGCCCCGUGGAGGGAUCUACAUGCUGCCUCCUCCUCAGCCCGCUGGAGACGUGACGGCCGCCGCAGCACAGGAACCAGGAGACAGCAUCCUUCCAGUGGAGAGGCUGGGCCCCACGGCCGGACUCACAAAGUGUCCGUCCUGCAGCGAGGUGGUGCUCACAGAAACCCAGAGCACUGUAAGCGAGACCAUGUGGAUCCUGUGCUUCCUGUGCUCCAUCGUGGGCUGCGUGGCGGGAUGCUGCGUGGUCCCCUUCUUCAUGAAGCGCCUCAGGAACGUCCGCCACCAGUGCCCCCAGUGCCAGGCCAAGAUCCACACCCAUCAGCCGCUCUGACCCCAGAGCUCUGCAGCAAAAGUAUUCACACCCUGGAACCUUUGCAUUUCCUCACCUUCCAGCCUCAGACUUUAUGCUGUUGGAUUCUUAGGCAUCACAGUUCAUGAUGGCCACCCGGCUCCCUGCCCAGGGCGCCCUUCUGGCGGGGCGGCACGAGCCCUCAGGACUGAGUUAUCUGCCCCCCCAGAGACUUUUCUGCCGUCAGCUCAUUGGGGAGAGGCGUCCUGUUGCUCAGAGAGGAACUACUGCAGGAUCUCUGUGGUUCAGCUACAACGUUAAAGGAUCAUUUACCUGGUUUUAAAUGCUCUGUCUUGCAUUUGAUGAUCCCUGCUUCAAAAUAUGCUGCACUGACUAUUCUUUUCUGAACAAAAUAUUUUUUGAAACACGAUUUGAAAGUCAUGACACCUUCAAUCUUCCUGUGAAAACACAAAAAUAUGUUUUUUGUGCAG